Molecule: messenger RNA, 2490 nt
Organism: Penicillium canescens
Lineage: Eukaryota; Fungi; Ascomycota; Eurotiomycetes; Eurotiales; Aspergillaceae
Product: ankyrin repeat domain-containing protein
Exons: 5
Coding region: 1-2490 (829 amino acids)
Molecular function (GO): protein binding
Source: RefSeq, a predicted model, not a curated record
AUGUGCGAGGACGCCUACGAGUUACUACCCAUGCUGUUGCAAGCGGGUGCAGAUUUUGAAGCACGGGAUCGAGCCGGUCGUACUGUGCUUUUUAGGCACAUUGACUCCAUUCAAAUCUCUAGGUCAAACCCUACGCUCUUCCAGACCUUGAUUGAUCUGGGUGCCCGUCUUGACACACGCGACUUCAAAGGACGGACUCUCCUGCAUCAAUGCUGUCACCAAAUUAAUCGACUAGACCAUAUGAUAAGUCUGGGGAUUGACCCCACUCUCGCAGAUUAUGAGGGAAAUACGCUUUUGAUUGAGACUGCCGCCUCGAAAAUUUCCAAUUUCAACAAGGUGAAAACCCCCAACGAGCACCUGCGCUCCCUUGAUUAUGUCCUUGAGAUUUGCAAUAAUCCGAAUCCCUGUGACAUUGAUGGUGUUCAACCGCAGCACCUGGCUGCGACAAUCUCUGAGGUCUAUGUUUACAAGCUCCUUAACUCUGGGGCUGACAUAUUUGGAGUAACGAAUGAAGGAAUGUCCGCCCUUCACACUGCAGCCCAGGUACGCCAGCCUAAUAUCGUCGGUCUUCUCUGCUCUAGGUUAUUGGAACUAGGGGACGACAUGCGAAGAACAUUCAUCAAUCAGCAAAAUACUGAAGGCCAAACAGCACUUCACCUUGCUUGUCGUUCGGGACGUCCUGAGACUGUUCAAGUCUUGCUCGAAUCCGACGCAGAAAUUCAUUUGAUGGAUGAGACUGAACUAAAUCGCUCCUUAUUUAAGGAGUCCGGCGUUUUGCUCAAUGACAUGAGACGCCCAUGCUCUGAUCAGGAUGGCGCUUGUAGCAUGGGCGAUGCGAUAUUGGAGUUACUGGUGCUUCAGGAUCCUAUUCCACUUGCCAAAAGUCGCUCAUUUAGUUUCGCAUUCUACGAAGCUGUGUCAAACCAUCACGAAUAUACUGUAGAUUGCUUCUCACGGCUGUGGACACGCAUGUGCCCAGAUAUCCCAUUUAACCAUUCAAACCGCAUGGAGUACCUCACGUCAAAAUACCGCCUCGAAGCGACCCGACAAGCGCUGAGAGGAUACAGCAAGUUUGACGACGCUGACCACCCAUCUAAGAGCCUUGAAUUUAUGGAAGGGCUGUUGUUCCGGAGACAAUACGGAAUACUUGAGGAAUUUAUCGCAAAGCAAGGCGAUCCUUUUCGUAUCAACCACGAUGCUCAUUCCCUGCUACAUUCUCUUGUUAAAUGGGGCUUUAAAGAUAUACUGGCCCGGGUCUGUCCCCGUGAUGCAAUCCUCGAUCUGGAUGACCACGAAUGGUGCCAAAUGGCAGAGGCAAAGGCAAGUUGCUCCCAGUCGAGCGUCAUUAGGUCUCUAUUAGUAGCUGCCUGUCUAUCCGAGCUGCCUAAUAUGAGCGUCUUGGAAUUUCUUGUUGAGGAGAUUGGAGUCAACCUGGAUAUCAAAUGCCGAUCGCCAUCACUGGGAAUACAAGAACUUAUUUUUGUUCCAUCUGGUGGACCUCUCCAUCAAGUUGCUGCUGGAGGGAACUGGUGGCAUGUGGCAAAGGCGUUGCCAUACUUGAUCAAAAUGGGCGCUAAUGUGGAGCUACGCCCGUUCCAUAAAGAUGCUGCAAAGCUGCUCAUUGAGUACGGAGCAGAUGUGAAUGCCGUGGAUGCCAGAGGGAUGACAUGUUUGGCAAAGGCCGGCGAUGACUUGACGCUACUCAAGCUGCUCAUGGCCAAUGGCGCUACAGUUACUGCCUCGGAUAUCUUUUCCGCCAUUGGGUUAGAGCAAGUUGAGAAUCUGGAGGUUCUACUCGCCCAGGGCGAUUAUGCCAACUUGAGAAUGCCUGGACUCGGUAAAAUAUGCAAAAGUGGCUCCAGGGGAGUCCGAAUUGUUGAGUCUGAAGUAUCGCCGCUGCUGCAUGUACUUGGCUACGGAACACCAACAAUGUGCAAACCAGAAGACGUCUCCCGGGGCACGCGCAUGGUGAAAACACUCCUCAACCACGGUGCAGAUCUAUAUGCCUACUUCAGUAAAGAUGUGCGAGUGCUGAAAGAGGGAUAUGAUGAGCAUUCAAAUAUGGAUGAAUCAGAAGAGUUGGACGUGUGGGAACCACAAACAACAACAGUCAUUCAUGAGUUUCUGCGCACCGGGCUCCUGAUCGAGCCAUUGUUUCACUUGCCAUUUUUGGAUCUUGAGCUUCGCGACUCCAGCGGUGAAACCUUACUUCUCGCCGCAUGCCGGAGUUAUGAAACAUUGAAUACAGAGAUCUAUUGCGCUCAGGGGCAGGAAACAGUUACAAAAACAGUCCUCCAAGAGCUUAUCGACCGUGGUGCAGAUGUCACCGCGCGAGACAACUAUGGUAAAAACAUUUUCCAUCAUAUAGGACUCUACUAUCCUAGAAAUGAUUUUGCCGAGACUCGCAUGACUAUCAUCGAAAAGAAUCCCAACCUCAUCCAUCAACCCGACCUGGCUGGUGAUACAUUCUUCCACGAAAUCCUGCGUUAG